This is a messenger RNA of Vigna umbellata (rice bean), 769 nucleotides long. Lineage: Eukaryota; Viridiplantae; Streptophyta; Magnoliopsida; Fabales; Fabaceae. The record is from RefSeq and is a predicted model, not a curated record.
UAUCGUCCCACCAGAAUGGUUUUUACACUAAUAUAUAAAGUCUCACAACACAACCAACAGAAUCACCAUCUUGACUCUGCUAUUCUAAAACUACUACUACAGUAGCUCACAAGUCAUUACUUCCGAAAUACUUAAUAGUGUUCAUAAUUCUCCUUGAAAGGAAAAUGAGCUGGUCUGGAGGAGAUUGGAUGUGUGGUGUUUGCCAGCACAUAAAUUUCAAUAAGAGGGAAGUAUGCCAGAGUUGUGGAUACCCCAAGUAUGGUGUACCUGACCCUUCAACCUACAGAUACAACAGGACUGAAGCUUUGGCAGGGGACUGGUUCUGCAACUGUGGAGGUCACAACUAUGCCAGUCGAUCAAGGUGCUAUAAAUGUGGUGCAGUCAAAGAUCAUUACUCUUCGGUAUAUGGCAGCAAUUCUGGAGAAUAUGGAUCUGACACUUUCCCCCCAGGAUGGAAGACUGGAGACUGGCUUUGCCCAAGAAUAGGCUGUGGAGGGCAUAAUUAUGCUAGCAGAGAAGAAUGCUUUAAAUGCCAAAUGCCUAGGGAUUUUGGUGAGGGACUCUAACUUUUGACUAGAAGAAGAAAUUUCAGAUGACCAGCAACAUGAAUGAUUACCCUCAACUUUCUUCUUCAACGACAUUCUAUGAUAAAUCAUGGAUCAAGGCCCUCUGGAAUAGUCAUAGAAUUGCUUUUUCAUUAGGAUGAAAUAAGGAUGUUAUGUCAUAUUGCUUCUAAUUACUAGUUGUUGUUACAGGUAGUUUUGAAAAC